UAGUUCCCAUCAUUGUUGCCAUUAAUAAAAUUGAUAAACCUGAAGCUAAUGUUGAGAAAACAAAACAAGAACUCUCUCAAAUGGGUCUGACCUUAGAGGAACAUGGCGGCGAUAUUCAAGUUAUACCAAUUUCGGCAAUGAAAGGCACAAAUCUUCCUUUGCUAGCAGAAGCAGUUAGUACACAGGCGACGCUAAUGGGUUUAAAAGCAGACUUCACAGGUCUAAUGGAAGGAGUUGUUGUGGAAUCUAAAACAGAUCCAAGACGAGGAAAGCUUUCUACUGCUAUAGUUAAACGGGGAACUUUACGCAAAGGAUCAGUCUUAGUUAGUGGACUUGCGCAUGCUAAAGUUAGAGGCCUAUUUGAUCAUAAUGGUAAGCCAUUGGAUAAAGCAGAACCGGGCACACCUGUAGAAAUAUUAGGAUGGCGAGAAUUACCACUUGCUGGAGAUUUAAUUCUGGAAGUUGACACAGAGAAAAAGGCUCAUUCUGUCCUUAGAUAUCGGACCCACGAAGCUCAAAAAGAAAAAGCUGAACAGAGUCUUGAAGAAAUACGUAAAAAAGAAGAAGAACAUUUGGAAAAAUAUCGAGCAGAAAGAGACGCCCGUCGUUUAGCGGGUAGAUUCCGUUUGAGACAUGGUCCCAGGUCCAAAGAGACUUUACCAGAUGACGGUACACCUCGCGUCAGUGUAAUAAUCAAAGGUGACGUACAUGGUUCGGUCGAAGCCAUACUUGAUGUGUUAGAAACAUAUAGUGGAAACGAUAAAUGUCGUUUGGAUGUAGUUCAUUACGGCGUUGGAAAUGUGUCAGAGUCUGAUAUUGAAUUGGCAAAAUCUUUCGAUGCAAUCAUUUAUGCCUUUUCGGUUGAACCGCCUGCUAAAGUUACUGGUGACGUUUCCAUACGAGUUUGUGAUAUCAUAUAUCGCUUAAUUGACGACUUAAAAGAAGAAAUCAGCAAUAAACUGCCUCCAUUAGAAGUAGAAGAUAUAUCGGGAGAAGCAAAUGUUUUACAACAGUUUUCUAUCACGGAGGGACGAAAAGAAGUACCAGUUGCAGGUUGUCGAUGCACAAAAGGUGUAUUGAAAAGGGCAUACCAAUUUCGUUUAAUGCGAAAUGGAGAAACCAUUUAUGAUGGACCUCUUGAAUCUAUGAGACAUUUAAAGAAUGAAGUAGAUUCAAUUAAAAAAGACGUUGAAUGCGGUAUACGCUUAAAAGACACCAACAUCAUACCUCAGCCUGGUGAUAUUAUAGUUUGUUAUUCAACACAUACGGAGCCACAAAAGACUGAUUGGGAUCCAGGCUUUUAAUGUUCCUCAAGAAUAAUACAAAUCAUUUACAUGUAAAUAAAUACGCAAAUAAUUCAAA
Molecule: messenger RNA, 1362 nt
Organism: Lucilia sericata (common green bottle fly)
Lineage: Eukaryota; Metazoa; Arthropoda; Insecta; Diptera; Calliphoridae
Gene: mIF2
Product: translation initiation factor IF-2, mitochondrial
Exons: 5
Coding region: 81-1304 (407 amino acids)
Source: RefSeq, a predicted model, not a curated record